Messenger RNA from Mizuhopecten yessoensis (Yesso scallop), 2139 nucleotides. RefSeq names its product insulin gene enhancer protein isl-1-like. The record is from RefSeq and is a predicted model, not a curated record. Gene Ontology annotation, molecular function: DNA-binding transcription factor activity, RNA polymerase II-specific; cis-regulatory region sequence-specific DNA binding. Bases 144 to 1349 code for a protein of 401 amino acids. NCBI's taxonomy places the organism in Eukaryota, Metazoa, Mollusca, Bivalvia, Pectinida, Pectinidae. The transcript has 6 exons. Gene Ontology annotation, cellular component: nucleus. Gene Ontology annotation, biological process: positive regulation of transcription by RNA polymerase II; axonogenesis; neuron fate specification.
UACGAAUAGAUGAGUGUACACACAUGAUCGUGUUCAGAGCAUACGAGCACGGAGCACUACUAUUAGUAUAGGGUUAAAUAAUAACUCGUGUCUUGUGUGUUUAAUAACAUUUUGUCAAAAUUCCACCUUCAAAAGCCGAAGACAUGACGGCUGACACACAGCCUCCGCCACAACCAAAAAAAAAGCGGCGGGUUUCCGUUUGUGUUGGAUGCGGAUCUCAAAUUCACGAUCAGUUUAUAUUAAAAGUGGCUCCGGACUUAGAAUGGCACGCUUCGUGUUUGAAAUGUGCCGAAUGCAGUCAGUAUCUGGAUGAGAGUCACACCUGUUUCGUUAGGGAUGGGAAAACGUACUGCAGACGGGACUAUGUGAGAAUAUUCGGGGCGAAGUGUAACAAAUGUAAUCAAACCUUCGGGAAGAGUGACUUUGUAAUGAGGGCCAAGAACAACGUGUACCAUAUAGAUUGUUUCCGUUGUGUGGCCUGCAGUAGGCAACUAAUCCCGGGGGACGAAUUCGCCCUCAGGGACGACGGACUAUUUUGUAAGGCGGAUCACGAAGUUGUGGAGAGGGCAUCUUCGAAGGAAAACGGAAGUGAAGACGGAAGUCCUCGGAUUAACAACAAUAAUAAUAUUGUGACGAAACGUGCAAAUAAAAAUAACGACGACAACAACAACAAUGAAAAGGGACUCUCUCUCGUCGCUGGCCGGGCGGAACAAGUGUCAAAUACAAAGACGAAUGGUACAAGAUCACAUGUUCACAAGUCAGAACAAAAGCCUACUAGAAUAAGGACAGUGCUCAACGAAAAACAACUACAUACUCUGAGAACGUGUUAUAAUGCAAAUCCGAGACCGGACGCUUUAAUGAAAGAACAACUUACCGAAAUGACAAACCUGAGUCCUCGAGUGAUCCGGGUGUGGUUUCAAAACAAACGCUGUAAAGACAAAAAGAGGAGUAUACUGAUGAAACAAUUACAGCACCAACAGCAAGAAAAAGUGAGUAAAUUCAUAAAUGGCGGACGGUUGCACGGCCCACUCCAAGGAGUUCCGAUGGUCGCUUCAAGUCCCGUUCGACACGAGAGUCCCAUGCAAGCUAAUGCGGUCGAAGUGCAAAGUUACCAACCACCAUGGAAGGCUCUCAGUGAUUUUGCCAUGCAAAGCGAACUUGAACAUCCGCCAUUCCAACAACUGAUGAAUUCCUUUGACAUGGAGGAUAAUCAUACGUAUCACGAAGGCUAUGGAAACGAGUGGAUUCACCACGACCAGCUACCUGACCAUAUGGAUCACAUUGAUCAGUACUCCGAUUCUGAAUUCCCUGAGACACCGUCGGAAAUGUCUAGCCCACUAAGCCAAUAGCACAGGAUGUGUUCCUCUUUCUUCGAUGCGGGAAACAUUUUGGAACUUUAAUUCAAACUUGGGAGGUUCGAUUCUCAAAUCAGGGACUAAUAUUUCAAAUGGUGGUUUAUUUGGACCAAAUUGUAUGUGAAUGGUAUGUAUUGAACUUUGAUUACGAGAGAGAGAAAAGACACUCAAAUAAACGCUUGAUCUCUCAUGGUUAUACUUUGUGUUUUUACAAACGCAGAAAUGAUCCUGGUUUAUAUGUAAAUGUUGUGAUUGUCACGUGACUGUGAAAUUUACUGUCGUUUUGUCUAUAGCUGAAUUUCACAUGAAUGAAUGCUGUACAUACAUAAUGAUCGGUGUGUCAGGUUCAGAGACAUUCUACAAAUUUAAUUUUCUUUCGUGGAAAAAGUCCCGAUGAUAGGGAAAGACACAACACUUUUUCUAGGAAAGCCAACAGUUUACAGGACGUAUAGAAGACACAAGGAUAAUUUACAAAGAGUUUUCCUCACAAAUUGAUGACAUGUGGGUGUGAAAUCUGAACAGAAUGUAUAUAAUAUGCUAAUUGUAUACAAUUGAGAUAUUAUUGCAUAUAAUAAGAUCCAUAAAGAUCGGACCCUGUGGGAUUAUACAGAAACAUUUGAAUCAAAUUCAUCUUAUUUACGUCCAUUUCAACGUUUUAUGUAUUCAUGGAAUGUUUAGUUGACUUUUCAAUAUAGGAUUAUUUAUUUUCUCUUUAUGCACAGCACACCUUACCAUUUUAGAAAAAAAAUACUUUGUUAAACAGAACAUGACCGGUACUUCUGCG